UUAUUAAUCAACACUGUGCGGGUUGUUCCUGUUCUGCAUGAAAUAAUACGUUGCUGCGUUUUUGUUUGUGGUAGAUUUUAAUAAAGUUAUCAGGUUUUGAACGCGGAAAACAUGGCGGCCUCCUGGCUGAAGGUUGCAGUGAACUGUAUCUCCAGGUGUUCUGCUCACCAGUCCCUGUCAGUAAGAGCUGUGUCUUCAUCAUUACCCAUCAGUCAGAGCUUCUCUUCAUCCUUAUGGAAGUUGGGUCGACUGAACCAUGUUGCGAUCGCUGUACCAGACUUGGAGAAGGCGACGGCUUUGUACCGGGAUGUGCUCGGUGCCCAGGUGAGCGAUACCGUGCCUUUGCCUGAGCAUGGGGUUUACACAGUGUUCGUGGAGCUCGGCAACACCAAGCUGGAGCUCCUGCACCCUCUGGGAGAGAAGAGCCCCAUUUCAGGCUUCCUGCAGAAGAACAAAGCUGGAGGAAUGCAUCACAUCUGUAUUGAGGUGGACGAUAUCCAUUCAGCAAUAGCGGAUCUGAAGGCAAAAAAUAUCCGACUGCUUUCUCCUGAACCUCGGAUUGGAGCUCAUGGCAAACCUGUGAUGUUCCUCCAUCCUAAAGACUGUGACGGAGUUCUCGUGGAAAUAGAACAGGCGUGAUAAUCCACACGAGUGAUGAUUCGAUGUUACUGACUAUAGGUGGAAUCUGACAGGGGUUUGGGGUUUGGGGUCUGUAGUAUCUGAUGUACAUGUGAUUUUUCUUGUCUGUAAAUUAUCGGAUAAAUGAAGCCAUCAGUUCACUGGUCAACUCACAAACACUAACAAUCUACUGGUCGUUUAUAUCCAAAUAAUAAUAAACAGCUGAAGGUAAACGA
Messenger RNA from Silurus meridionalis, 854 nucleotides. RefSeq names its product methylmalonyl CoA epimerase (gene mcee). The transcript is spliced from 3 exons. The coding region runs from base 112 to 639 and encodes 175 amino acids. Gene Ontology annotation, cellular component: mitochondrion. Gene Ontology annotation, molecular function: methylmalonyl-CoA epimerase activity. The record is from RefSeq and is a predicted model, not a curated record. Gene Ontology annotation, biological process: L-methylmalonyl-CoA metabolic process. NCBI's taxonomy places the organism in Eukaryota, Metazoa, Chordata, Actinopteri, Siluriformes, Siluridae.